AUGGCUCGAUCGAUCGCCAACGAUGAGUUACCUUUUUUCCUUAUCCCGGUAGCCUUAGGCGUGCGCUCGCGCCGCCAUCUCGUCUUGAUUCGACGUGUUGAGGCGCACAUAAAGGAAUUCCAAGAAUACAUCCAGUCUGCAGUCGGCGCUAAUCAGGAAGAUUGGACUACAUUCGACUGGUCAUAUGUUUUUGAGAAGACUUCGCUCGUCCAGCAAGCAGUGGAUGAACUGCUUGUCUACAUUACCCGCCGUCCGAGGUCAAGGAUCGCCUGCCGAUUGUCAGUCGUCAUCAGGCAGUUGCGGAUCUUAAAAGGGUUCCUCGAAGGAGAGCUACGUACAGUCACCAGAGAUGAUGGCGAAAGGGACGAGACGCCCAUCGACUAUAUUUUGUACAAGAAUUUUGUCUAA
This is a messenger RNA of Alternaria burnsii, 408 nucleotides long. RefSeq lists its product as uncharacterized. The record is from RefSeq and is a predicted model, not a curated record. The transcript has 2 exons. Bases 1 to 408 code for a protein of 135 amino acids. NCBI's taxonomy places the organism in Eukaryota, Fungi, Ascomycota, Dothideomycetes, Pleosporales, Pleosporaceae.